GAUCCAUCCAUCGUAAAUUAAUAAUAUCGUAAUAAAAACCCAAAACAAAAUAUCGAAUCCAACCCCCGCCUCUCUCUCUCUCUCCCUCCCUCUCUCCCUCUCUCCCUCUACCAUCACUCUCUCACUCUACAUCGCCAGUCUCUCUCUAUGUUUCUAGUCUUUUUCUGGUCUUCAAGCUUGAUUUAAACAUGAAGUUGAGUUCUCUUGAAGGUUAAAGAUCCAAAUGCUAUUGUUAGACGGAGGGGGAGGAGAUUCAAGCGCUCGGAUCUGCUGGUGGUGAGAUCAUCAUUCUCUCCUCUGUGAUCACACAUACACUUAUAUUCAUGUCAUCUGACCUCCAGCUUAAGGGAGUCACAACAGAAGAAGUUUGUAAUGCAAUGAUUUGUUGUCUUAAAACACUUUAUAGAUUACGAAGGUCUUUUAUGGGGUAAGACGCGGCGAAAUGGUAUUACAUUUCAAUUAUUUAUGGACAUGGAGGAGACACGAGAUGAUGCAGGGCCAGCAGAACAAAGGACUCGACACGCUACUUGGUGGCCUUCAGAUUUCAUUGAAAAAUUUGGAUCUGUUUCUCUGGAUUCUAAGGUAGAAACUUUGAGUACCAAAGAUUCAGAUAACUAUAAUGAACAUGAUGACAGGCUGUCAUCUCAGACAGCGUCACAGAUUCUGUGGAAAACUGGAAUGCUUUCUGAACCAAUUCCAAAUGGUUUUUACUCCGUCAUUCCUGAAAGAAGGCUUAGAGAGCUUUUUGAUGAUAUUCCUACUCUGGAAGAGCUUUGUGAUUUGGAGAUUGAUGGUUUCGGAGCUGAUGUCAUACUCGUAGAUGCUGGGAAAGAUAAGAAGCUUUCUAUGCUAAAGCAAUUGAUUGUGGCACUGGUGAAAGGUUUGAACUCAAAUCCUGCGGCAGUAAUAAAAAAGAUUGCAGGAUUGGUAUCUGAUUUUUACAAACGGCCAAAUUUGGAACUAAGUCCAGCAAAAACUGCUUUCGAGGUAACAUCUCACGGCUCUGAGAACCGAAGUGUCCAGAUGCUGGGGCAAAUAAAGCAUGGUUCAUGCCGUCCACGCGCAAUAUUAUUUAAAGUUCUUGCAGAUACUGUAGGUCUUGAAUGUAGGCUCGUGGUGGGUUUACCCAAUGAAGGGGCUGCUGUGUGUGUAGACUCAGAUAGGCAUAUGUCUGUAAUACUUACAUUGAAUUCUGUGGAACUACUGGUUGAUCUCAUGCGAUUUCCUGGCCAACUGAUACCCCGAUCAACCAAGGCAAUUUUUAUGACUCAUAUAUCUGCAGCAGGGGAGAGUGAUUCUGCAGAAAAUGACUCCUGUGAUUCACCACUAGAACCAAACAGUCCUCUUUAUGGGUUUUCAGAUAGAGUUGACCCUGACAGUACUGAGAAAGAUGAGGGCCUCCAAUCUCAGCGGAGGUUGGAAGUUUCUUCAAAUGUUUCAGGACUUUCUUUGAGGAAUAUGAUGUCACGAUCUUCUACCUCUAUAGACAGAAACUUGAGUUUAUCACGUAGCGAACCCAAUAUUGCAACUACAUUUUGGCGGAGGAGCCGGAAAAAGGUCAUUGCUGAAUCACGGACGGCAAGUUCAAGUCCAGAGCAUCCUUCUUUCCGAUCACGUGCACGAUCCAUGCUUAGCGGUGAUAGGAAAUCAUUCAGGGAUUACACUGAGGACUUGGCUACAUCAAGCUACAGGUCAGAAGGUGCCUCAACAUCAGAAACCCGUAGAAUAAGAAGAAGAAGCAUAAGUAUUACUCCAGAGAUUGGGGAUGAUAUCGUAAGGGCUGUGCGAGCGAUGAAUGAAACACUGAAGCAGAACCGUCUUUUAAGAGAACCGGGGAAUGAUGGAUCGUUUUCCUAUACUUCGAACGAUGAUAUCAAAGGUUCAGAUCUUCGGAAAAAUGUAUCUGAUUUCUGCCUUGAUGAUCGUGAUGGGGUAUCCGGUAAGGCAAUAUCAUUGCCUUCAUCGCCACAUGAGUUUAGGAGUCAGGCUUCUGAGAGAAGUGGGACUUCAGACUCUAUAGUAAAUGAUGAAAUGGUCUCAACGUGGAACAAAGUUCUAGAAUCACCCAUGUUCCAGAAUAAGCCUCUUUUACCUUAUCCAGAAUGGAAUAUUGAUUUCUCAGAACUGACUGUUGGAGCUCGUGUUGGAAUUGGGUUCUUUGGAGAAGUCUUUCGUGGCAUUUGGAAUGGAACCGAUGUGGCCAUCAAGGUUUUUUUGGAGCAAGAUCUGACUGUUGAAAAUAUGGAGGAUUUUUGUAAUGAAAUAUCCAUCCUCAGCCGUCUCCGACACCCAAAUGUUAUCUUGUUUCUUGGUGCAUGCACAAAGCCUCCACGCUUGUCAAUGGUUACUGAGUACAUGGAGAUGGGAUCCUUGUACUAUUUGAUCCAUCUAAGCGGCCAGAAGAAGAAACUCAAUUGGCGGAGGAGACUAAAAAUGCUGCGGGAUGUAUGCAGGGGGUUGAUGUGCCUACACCGGAUGAAGAUUGUCCAUCGCGAUGUAAAAAGCGCAAAUUGUCUCGUUGAUAAGCAUUGGACAGUUAAAAUUUGUGAUUUUGGACUGUCAAGAAUAAUGAGAGACACCACCAUGAGAGACUCCUCAUCAGCCGGAACUCCAGAAUGGAUGGCUCCAGAACUUAUUCGCAAUGAACCAUUCUCUGAGAAAUGUGAUAUUUUCAGCCUAGGGGUGAUUAUGUGGGAGCUGUGUACUCUAAAUAGACCAUGGGAUGGUGUACCACCGGAGCGGGUAGUUUAUUCCGUUGCCAAUGAAGGGUCACGGUUGGAGAUUCCUGAAGGUCCCCUGGGCAGGCUCAUUGCAGAUUGCUGGGCAGAACCGCAUGAACGACCUACUUGUGAACAGAUACUCACCCGCUUGCUAGACUGCGAGUACUCUCUCUGUUAAAGUAAUCUGUUGUUGUAUAGAAAACUACAUAGUAGAGGUGUUACAUUGUCUUCUCGGCUCAAGUUGUAAACUUUUGUACAAUUUUUCCAGUUCGAAAAACAUAAUACUGAUUCUUCUUCAUUUUCAAAUGGCAAAUUUGUGAUCUUUUUGUGCAAUCAAAAGCAAAAUUCAGUUUUAGUA
Messenger RNA from Cornus florida, 3078 nucleotides. RefSeq names its product serine/threonine-protein kinase EDR1-like. Gene Ontology annotation, molecular function: ATP binding; protein kinase activity. The record is from RefSeq and is a predicted model, not a curated record. The transcript has 17 exons. The coding region runs from base 466 to 2898 and encodes 810 amino acids. Gene Ontology annotation, biological process: protein phosphorylation. Lineage: Eukaryota; Viridiplantae; Streptophyta; Magnoliopsida; Cornales; Cornaceae.